UUGAUUGGUGUCAGCAAAGCUGAGCAGUACUCAAUACUUUUGGACGUUUUUUUUCACAAUUUCGUUCCAAAGUAGUCUAAAAGCGCCAAAAUGACCGAAGAAAUAGACGUGGGGAUGAAGUGCAUCAAGUACAUGCUUUUCGUCGCAAACUUCAUGUUUGUGAUGAUCGGGUUCCUAUUGAUAUCGAUCGGAUCGACAAUCAAAGCGAUAUAUGGGGACUUUGAAUUAUUUGUGGCCUCUCACUACUUCAGCCCGUCGAUACUUGCUAUCACCAUAGGAGUGGUAAUCUUCUUCGUUGCUCUUUUCGGAUGUGUAGGAGCCAUCAAAGAGAGCACAUGUCUCAUCAACUUGUUCGGUUUCUUUCUCACCGCCCUCUUGGUGAUGGAAAUAGCAGCAGCUAUUGCCGCCUACGCCAUGCGUAACAACAUCGAAGAAACCAUUCAAACGAAAAUGGAAGAGUCGUUGCCUGAUUACAGCCACAAUCAUUACUACCAGGACAUGUGGGAUGUCACUCAAAGCAGCUUGCGUUGCUGCGGAAUUCACGGAUCGCAAGACUGGAUGUCAAACAUUGCAACUACCAUUCCUACUACUCCUUCCAUUGCCGCUGAUACAACACUUUCUCAUACUACAACUGACAAUCCACUUGAGCCUUUCCUUGGUCCAAACUCGUGCUGCCACCCCCGUGACGUCAACAAUGGUUUCUGUACUAAGAAAUACGUCUACAAGGAUGGUUGUUUGGAUGCCUUGACUUACGUUGUGUCCGAAAGCGCUCUUCUUCUGGGCUGCGGUGCUCUGGCUGUUGCAUUUAUUCAAUUACUGGGGAUUAUUUUCGCUUGGAUGCUAGCUAAAGCGGUUAGACGCUUGAAGACUCAGGAGUUGUUGGAAAGGGAUCAGGAUCGUCAAAGGACUUACGAACAGUUGUCCAGAGAUAAAGAGGAGAACCAAACUCCUGUUUUGUACACGCCUACGUUUUCUGAAGCCUAAGGGUGCUGAUGGAGAGGAAAUGUAUUGAGUUACUGUUUUACGUUGUACAUAUAUAUAUAAUUUUAAUGUACUUUAGCGACAUAUUCUGAGAUGUUUUAUAAGUAACGAUACGUUGGGAAAAAUAAAUAUUUAGCGAGUAAGUGUCGACCUGGAAGUUGGACAGGUUCGUGGUAUAUAGAGUCUACUUUAGGAUAAAUAUUUUAACCAUACAUUAACACAUUGUACUUCGUUUUGGAUUGAUUUCAAAAAGACUGAAAGUCGGCUUCAUUUCAAUAUAUUUUUCUUAAUUUUUA
Zophobas morio is the source of this 1277-nucleotide messenger RNA. Its product is annotated as CD63 antigen. The coding region runs from base 91 to 984 and encodes 297 amino acids. The record is from RefSeq and is a predicted model, not a curated record. Gene Ontology annotation, cellular component: plasma membrane. The transcript has 5 exons. NCBI's taxonomy places the organism in Eukaryota, Metazoa, Arthropoda, Insecta, Coleoptera, Tenebrionidae.